Drosophila kikkawai is the source of this 687-nucleotide messenger RNA. The record is from RefSeq and is a predicted model, not a curated record. NCBI's taxonomy places the organism in Eukaryota, Metazoa, Arthropoda, Insecta, Diptera, Drosophilidae.
UCUGCUUGGUUGAACAAACGUGUUUCAUUUUUUUCAGCAGCUGACUCAGCUUGUUUACUUGCGUUUUAGAAAUGGAUUGUGAAACAUUAAUAAGUGAGAUAAUGGAAAACCCACCAUUGUGGGAUACAAAAAAUAAGAACUAUUCCAAUAAAAUAGUAACCGAGAACAUAUGGGAUUCUAUUUCAAUAGUGAUGAAUGCACCAAAGAUCCAAUGCAAAAAGAAAUUUAAGUACUUAAAGGACGAGUACAGGAAGGCGCUGCGAAAGGUCCCUCAACCAGGAGCUGAAGCAGAGACUUUCGUUUCAAAAUUUAAAUACUUCGAGCUGAUGAGUUUUUUAAGAGACGAUUUCGCGGUGGCAGGAUACAGCCACAAGCGUAAGACAGACUUGGAUGAAUCAUACGUGGACACAGAAAAGAAAAAUCUAAAACCUUUGGAAGCAGAAAUCAAACGAGCAUAUAAGGAAGACUCGGACGACUUGCAGUUUUUUAAAAGUUUAUUACCAUAUGUUAAAAAUAUUUCACCCCUUCAAAAAUUACAGUUUAGGUCUAACCUAAUAAAUAAUAUUAUUGAAAUAACAAAAGAGGAGGGGUUAAAUGAACUAAAUGUACAUAUCUGAAACACACAAGCUUACAAAAAAUAAAAUAUUUACACGAAUAUGUAAAAAACUGAAAUAAAUAAUGAGUGAG